Molecule: messenger RNA, 735 nt
Organism: Caenorhabditis briggsae
Lineage: Eukaryota; Metazoa; Nematoda; Chromadorea; Rhabditida; Rhabditidae
Exons: 5
Coding region: 1-735 (244 amino acids)
Biological process (GO): nucleosome assembly
Cellular component (GO): nucleosome
Molecular function (GO): DNA binding
Source: RefSeq, a predicted model, not a curated record
AUGGCUGAUGUUGCUGUUGGUCUACCAAUCCUCUCAAGAAGAUCAAGAUCCGCUAAGAUAACGGCAGUGGCUCCAAAAUCCGGAAAGUCAACCAAGUCGGCGAAGAGCACCAACAUUCCGAGAGUUCAGAAAUCCAAAGUUCCGAAGCACCCUACUUAUUCCGUCAUGGUUUACACAGCCAUCAAGGACUUGCACGAUAGAAACGGAGCAUCGAAUUUUAUGAUUAAUAGAUAUAUUGCCUCCAGAUAUUUUUGUGAUGGCAAAGCCGCCCGUACAAGAACUCUAGCUGCUCUGAAGAAAGGACUUGCCGAUGGAUCUCUGAUUUUAGUUACUGGAGUUGGUGCUCGUGGAAUGUUCAAGGUGAGUCGCUGCUUCAAAAACUGCUCCAAAGAAAGCGUCCAAAUCCACCUCGAAAUCUUCCAAAUCUUCCAAACGUGCUUCAAAAUCCGCCAGAAAAUCCACCAAAAGCACCAAAUCUGCUACCCAGUCAACUUCCUCAAAAUCGGUCAAAAAGUCAACCAAAGCCAAGAGCAAGAAGACUCCAACCAAGAGAACUGUCAAACCGAAGAAGGCCUGAAUGAGCUCAAAAUCCUUCUUUCUCUUCUCAUCAAGCACAAUAAACUCGUCAAGCACACACAUUUUUUAAAAAAUUUUAUGAAAUUAAAAUGUUUUUGUUGGUUUCUAUGGAAAGAUAAUACUGUAAAAACUGUAAUAGAAGGGCCCUUUCACUUUUGA